AAUGGACGACAGCUGUUUGACAGCUCUGCUUUUAUUUUCUAUAGAAUUUAUCUCUCCAUCACAAAAAAAGCUUUUUGUGCAUCAAUUUGUUUGUUAUUUGAAAAUAGAGUUCUAAAUAGAACUUUGUUGUCGUACAUUUCUAGUGAGAAUCUAGGAAAUGAGGGGUGAAACAGAGUGCACUAUAAAUAGAUCGAGCCGCAGUUAGUUUAUAGUUUACGUCUGAUUGUGAUGAUUUAUCAGACAUAUUGAGUGUGAAUUAGCGAGCCAUGGGUAGGCGAGAGGAGCCGGCUUGGGCUAAGGGCACGGUGGGGCUGCUGGCGGCGCGGGAGCGCGGCUACGUGGACCGGCAGUUCCAGAACCGUCUGACGGUGACCCGGAGUAUGAUCGACCGCUUAGGGCUGGAAACAGAGCUGAACGGGCAUAUGGGCUGCGUCAAUUGCUUGGAAUGGAACCAUGAUGGAUCUGUUUUAGCGUCGGCAUCAGACGACUUGCACGUCAUCCUGUGGGACCCUUACCGGUACAAGCAGCUCCACAACAUAGCCACGGGACACACUGGCAACAUCUUCUCAGUCAAGUUCCUAUCUCCAGAUCUGAUAGCGACAUGUGCCGCCGACGGCACGGUGCGCGCGCGCAGUAUUUGCGGUGGAGCCCCUCUAUUGGAGUGUUCUUGCCAUUGUGGGAGGGUCAAGAGGUUGGCGGUCGCUCCGCAUAACCCACAUCUCAUCUGGUCUGCGGGUGAAGAUGGACUUAUACUGCAACACGACCUCCGCACCUCCCACCGCUGCACAUCCGCCAACGUGCUCGUCAACUUGCUGAACCACCUCGGGCGCUACGCGGAGGCCAAGUGCGUGUCGGUCAACCCGCGCCGCCCCUACCAGCUCGCCGUCGGCGCCAACGACCUCUAUGUGCGGCUGUAUGACACUAGGAUGAUCAAGCUUAGCAAACUGCAGCAGGUACAAUCAGCUGGCACUCGCGUGGCGUGGGAGCGCGCGAACGUGCGCUGCGCGCGCGCCGGCGCCGGGGACCCCGACAUGAACAUACCGCGCGCCGCCGUCACAUACUACGCUCCCGGUCAUCUAUCGAUUGAGCCGAACGAGCACAACUUCCCCAAGAAAGCGACGACCUACGUAGCCUUUAGCCACGACGGCAAUGAGUUACUCGUCAACCUAGGAUCAGAACAGAUCUACCUAUUCGACAUAAACCACGGCCGCCGGCCGGUCCUCGUGGAGUCGUUCAUCAUCCAACACAACCACGCCUACAGAGCUGGAGAGGCGCGCGAGCCGAGCCCCGAGCCAGAACCUCAGCAGCCAUUACCCGAGUCGGUACGAGCUUUAAAAGAACGGGCGAACGAGCUGGUAAACGCUGGUAACUACGCAGCGGCGGUGGAACUAUACAACGCGGCACUAGGAGCGUGUCCUAACCACGCGAUCUUAUACUCGAAUCGCGCCGCGGCGCUUAUGAGAAGGGGGUGGUCUGGGGACACAUACGCAGCCAUUAAGGAUUGCUAUCGAGCAAUCAAACUGGACUCCGGACACGUGAAAUCUCACUUCAGACUAGCUAAAGGUCUGAUGGACCUGAAGAGGGCGCGCGAGGCGCAUGAAUGCUUACUUUAUUUUAAGGACAAAUUCCCCAGGCACGCGUCAAGUCACGCCGUGUUUCUUCUGCAGAAGGACAUUAAUGUUGCACUGGACACCGUCGAAACGCAGGCUGACGAAGCCUCUUCCUCAGCGCCGGGCGAAGCUGAAGAGAACCAACCCACCAGCGUGUUGGAGCGCCAACUGCGGCCCGCGGCCAUCGACUACACGCAGCGGUUCCUGGGCCACUGCAACACCACCACUGACAUCAAGGAAGCCAGCUUUUUAGGCCCUGAUGCUAACUAUAUAGCCGCCGGGUCGGACGACGGCAGCAUGUUCAUCUGGUGUCGACGCACCGGCAACAUCGUGCGUUGUCUCCGCGGCGACGAAUCCAUCGUCAACUGCGUGCAGCUUCACCCCGCCGCUUGUCUGCUCGCCACUAGCGGGAUUGAGCCUUGCGUGCGGCUGUGGAGCCCAAGACCUGAGGACGGAGUAGAAGAGCCCCGUGUAGUAGUGGACGCGGGUUCCGCGGCGCACGAGAACCAGCGGCGCAUGCGCAGCGACCCCUUCGAGGCCAUGCUGCUCAACAUCAGCUUCGCCGGAGCCGACCGUGACUUACACUCGCCCGCCUGCCGUGCCAGCUAGGUGCAAUAUGUGAUAGCCGAUAUACAAGAUUCGUUCGGUCUCCUUAUCUUCGCCAAGUCAGCUGUAAAUGUAAAUAAAUUAUUCAUUAAAUGAUACGCGCCGCUAUCAUUUCCCUUAUAAUACUCGACCAAAUAAAUGUUAUCAAUGACCAAUUGGUCAAAUGAUCAGUAAUUUUCACAAUAUAGACGGUAUUUAGAACGGAAACUGGGUCGUUAGUUUUUAUGUAGUUUCCACUCAGAAUCGCUCUUUCAGUUCACUCUUUCAAUUCUAAUAGGAGAAAAAAAGUUUUUUUCCCAUUCCGUUACCAUUUUUUUAUACAUUUUGUAUUUCGGAAUGGAAGGUUCGAAAAAAUGUAUGGAAAUCUUAGGACAUUUUUUUUCUCCUAUCAGGAUCGAAAGACCUCGCGAUUCUAAGUAAUAAUCGCGUAAAAAAUACCCAUGUUACAAAAAAGUGGGGUAGACAACUAAUACUAUAUACCCAAUUAUUACUAUAUACUAUAAAUAUUGAGCCUGAAUUUUAUCUUUUUUAGUAAUAAAUUUUAUUUAGUCGAGUAUUAUAACAAAACCUAUAUUUAUGUUUGUUUUCGUGUCAGGGUUGGUGCUAAGCUUUGAAGGAACUGAAAUGGAUUGUCAUUUGCUAUAUAUUAUAAAUGAUAGCAUAGCAUAGAGAUGACACGUAUAUCAUUUUUGUUAGAAUUAAUUUAUAUCGUUGCUAAAUUAAAGGGUUAUAUUAUAUAUUUUAUAUUUCUAAAAUAGUCCAUUCUAUCGAAAUGGUGUAAACAUUUUUUACUGUAAGUGUCUUUUCAAAACGAUUGUUUUUAAUGCUUUCCGUAGAGAAAUAAACCUUAUUGAAAAGAUACUCUUCAAUAAUAGGACAGUUGUUUUAAGCCGUGGUCGCAGGUUCUAGUCCUGCCGAAGCAGUGAAUUUUUACGAUUUUUUUUGUGGAUUGGACUAAAGUGACUGAAUAUUAAUGAGUAUUCAAAUUUUAAUAACAGGUAUAUUAAAUCCGAAUAAUUUUGAAUCUGGUGACAAUAUGCUAGUUUCCUACUAGUCAAAUCAGGUUCUUUUUAAGAACUGUCAAUACGAUUUGCUAAUAUGUCUCGUAUUUUAACCUACCAGUACAGUCCAAAUACCUAUUCAACGAAAUCGACUGAUCGAUAUUCUAAAGUUUACCUCUUGAUUGGCGGUAGCAUUCUUGGUUGAAGAAAUGUCAUUUUUGGCACUGCUAGAUCAGAGUCAUAAUUAAACUAGAUCUUGUUAUUAAAACUUGAAUACGGCUUUGACUGUUGAUCUCAAGAUCAGACAGUUGGUCUGACUAAGACGACAAUUUUCCUUUUUUAGACAAAAUAUGUCGCUUAACUUCAAACUCUGGUAAAUCCAUUCCACAUUAAGGUUGAUUAUACGAAAUAAUAAAAUAUAAUCUGAAAGAUAAUCAUCCUUAAAGGACAAUGGAUUUACCCGAUUCAAACAAAGAUUAAAGUUAAGUGACACAAAUAUACUAUGACGCGAAAAAAAUAUUGUAUUUGCAAAUUUGACAGAUGAAGAUGAAAAUGAAAAAAAAAAAAUGGAAAAAACUCUGAAGAAUGGUAGGUAUGCCACGCGACUACACAGGAGGACGCGUGGCGCCCCUCGG
Molecule: messenger RNA, 3852 nt
Organism: Leguminivora glycinivorella
Lineage: Eukaryota; Metazoa; Arthropoda; Insecta; Lepidoptera; Tortricidae
Gene: adp
Product: WD and tetratricopeptide repeats protein 1
Exons: 14
Coding region: 267-2219 (650 amino acids)
Biological process (GO): negative regulation of fatty acid biosynthetic process
Cellular component (GO): Cul4-RING E3 ubiquitin ligase complex; cytoplasm
Molecular function (GO): protein binding
Source: RefSeq, a predicted model, not a curated record